GCGAGUCAAAGACUUCAAAGUUUACGUAACUCUACCGAUCUCUUCAAAUUCACAUAUAAAUAAGCAUCUUAUCUCUUGCAUCAUUUCAUCGAUCAAAUAUGGAUUUUCACCUACAUCAUCAAGGUAUCUUUAAGUUUUCGGUUUCGAUUUUCAUUCUUAUUCUGAGCUCUACAAAUUCUCGAAACAAUUCAUCAUUCAUUCACUAUGUUGAAUCAUCUUCUCUUACAGUAGACAGAGAAGCUCUACUCUCAUUCAAGUCUCCAAUAAUAGACCCAUCAAAUGCUUUAUCUUCAUGGAACACAAGCUUAAAUAAUGUCUGCGACUGGACCGGUGUCAUUUGCGACCAAGUGAUCGUCGAUGAUGGCGCUAAUAAUAGUACCAGCAACAAGAACCAGACAAGAGUCACCGGGCUUGAUCUCGAGCGAUUUGGUUUGUCAGGAACCUUAAGUCUCGGCAACCUCUCUUUUCUUCGCGUACUUCACUUGCCGAACAACAAAUUCUCCGGUACUCUGAUUCUUCCAAAUUAUGCUGGCGAACUUUGUCAGCUUCGUACUUUAAACAUCAGCAGUAACGACAUCCAUGGCCAAAUCCCGCUGAGCAUAGUCAAGUGUUCAGAGCUCAGAAUUCUCGACUUGAUGGGGAAUCAACUCUCUGGUAACAUCCCACCGGAAAUCGGUCAAUAUCUCCUUAGACUACAAGUUCUCAAGUUAAACCAGAAUCAACUUUCCGGUACAAUCCCACCGUCAAUUGGAAACAUUUCUUCCCUCACAGUUCUAGACUUAGGAACAAAUACUAUCGGCGGGCCGAUACCGAGCGAGUUGGGUCGUCUUCAAAAGUUGAAAACACUGAGUCUUUCCAUUAACAAUCUUACCGGCACUGUGCCACCAUCUUUAUACAACAUUACUUCUCUGGUUCAUUUUGCUUUGCCUUCAAACAACUUAUGGGGUGAAAUUCCAAGUGAUGUGGGAGAUAAACUGCCAAAUCUUAUUGAUUUCAAUUUUUGCAUUAAUAAGUUCACCGGAAAAAUUCCCGGGUCACUGCAUUACUUGCCAAAUAUCCAGAAUAUUCGUAUGGCACAUAAUUUACUAGAGGGAACUGUUCCACCGGGGCUUGAGAAUUUGCGUAGCCUUCGAAUGUAUAAUAUCGGGUAUAAUCGUAUAGUUGGCUCAUUGGAUUUCAUCAGCUCUUUUAGUACUAGUCCGAAUCUUGAUUUUCUUGCUUUGGAUGGCAAUCUUUUCCAAGGUGCGAUUCCAGAAUCCAUUGGGUUCGACCUGUCAGAAACUAAGCUCACAAAAUUAUACAUGGGUGAAAAUCGCAUCAGUGGUAAGAUUCCUGCCUCGGUGAAUCUUCUUACCAAUUUGGCUCUUUUAAAUUUAAGCUAUAAUUCAAUUUCUGGUGAAAUUCCACCAGAAAUUGGAAAUCUUAAGAAUUUGCAAGAGUUGGUUCUGGCUGAAAACAAAAUUUCGGGCGGAAUCCCGCCCUCGCUUGGCGACUUAAACAAACUCAAUGUGCUUGACUUGCAUGGGAAUGAACUGGUUGGAGCAAUACCAAAUAGUCUGGGCAGCUUGCAGCGGCUUAAUUCCUUGGAUUUGUCCAGAAAUGAACUCAAUGGAAGCAUACCUGGACAAGUACUUUCAGGGCUAUCUGGUCUAUCAAGUCUCUUAAACAUGUCCCGAAAUUCUUUAAGUGGUUCUCUGCCUCAAGAAAUCCGAAACUUGAAAAAUCUUGUGACGAUCGAUGUUUCCCAUAACAAGCUAUCUGGAAGUAUCCCGAAUUCAAUCGAAGAAUGCAGGAGUUUACAGAAACUAUUCAUGUCGAGUAAUUCCUUCUCUGGUCAUAUUCCUUCAACAUUGGCAAAUGUUCUAGGAAUGGAAAUACUAGACCUCUCCUCGAACCAACUCUCUGGUCCUAUUCCCAACAAUCUCGAAAAACUCCAAGCCCUCCAUUUGCUAAACCUCUCUUACAAUGACCUUGAGGGACAACUUCCAAGUACUGGUGUUUUCAAGAACUUCACCAGCGUUUAUGUACAAGGAAACUUUAAACUUUGUUCUAAUUCAUCUCAUUUUUCACCUUCUCUACCGGUUUGUCGCCAACGAAGGAAAAAAUCAGUGGCGACUCGAGUUGUAGUCCUGCUUAUAAUAGCAUCAGCGUCCGUCUUUUCUCUGUUGUUGGUGGCUUCGUUUGUGUAUUAUAUGUUGAUCUACAGAAAAAAUGUAGCCAGUGGAGGUGUUUCAAAUAAGAAAAAGAUACACGACGACGAGCUGUUUAGAGGAACACAUCAAAUGGUUUCUUACGAAGAACUUCGUGCUGCAACGGAUAAUUUUGACGAGGCAAAUUUUACUGGAAGUGGGAGUUUUGGGUCUGUAUACAAAGGAAAGCUUUGGGGAGAGAUUACGGUUGCAGUUAAAGUUCUAAAUCUCGACCAAGUAGGAGCUUCAAAGAGUUUCUUUGCUGAAUGUGAUGCUCUAAGAAGCGUUCGCCACAGAAAUCUUGUUAAACUUAUUACGUCUUGCUCUAGUAUUGUUCUGAGAAAAACAAAUUCCACCGAGUUUAGAGCUUUAGUUUACGAGUUUUUGAGUAACGGGAGCUUGGAUGAUUGGAUCAGAGGGAGGAGGAGAAGAAGAACAGUUAGUAGUGAUGAUGACAGCGACUACAACGACGAGGAAAAUGCAUUCGUAAACAGUAUGGACUAUAGGGAUGACGAUCAGGAAAAUGCGUUUGUUGUAUUGAAUGGUGUGGAGAGACUGAAUGUGGCAAUAGAUGUUGCGAGUGCAUUGGAUUACCUGCACCAUGAUUGUGAAGUUCCUGUGGUGCAUUGUGACCUUAAGCCGAGUAACAUAAUCUUAGACCAUGACAUGACUGCAAAAGUUGGAGACUUUGGGUUAGCAAGAACAUUGUUGAGUACUGAUGGCAAUGAAACUACUGCAACCUAUGGGCUCAAGGGCUCCAUUGGGUAUAUACCUCCAGAAUAUGGACAAGGACGGAAGCCAUCGACAAGAGGGGACGUCUACAGUUUCGGCAUAAUGUUGUUAGAGAUGUUUACAGGACGAAGUCCAACACAUGAAGGAUUUAAUGGAGGAAUAAGCUUGGUGAAGUGGGUCGAAUCGGGUUACCCUAAUGACAUUUUACAAGUACUGGACCCUCAGCUGCAAAUGUUGCACCAAACAUCAGAACCAUCAUUACCAAUUAUAAUGAACGGCAUUACUGGUAGUAGCUGUAGUUUUGAAGAUAAGCAAAUUGAACAUGGAUUUUUCAUUUCAACUGUAGGAGUUGGGUUAUCUUGUGCUGUCGAUGCUCCUGAAAUGCGUAUUACGAUAAGGGAGGCUCUCCAAAGGCUUAAGGAGAUAAGAGACACCCUUGUAAAAUCAAAUGUAUUUAGUUUAUAUUAAGGGGCAAUCUGGUCCAUUGAAAAUUAUCAUUUCAUUUCUUGGAAAUAAAUAAUAAAAAGAAAAAUAUGUACAUUUCUUUCCACUGCUUCUUCUUCAGAGGAGGUGAAGGGAUAAAAAUGGUGUUAUUAUCUAGCUUUUCUUGCA
Papaver somniferum (opium poppy) is the source of this 3533-nucleotide messenger RNA. Its product is annotated as LRR receptor-like serine/threonine-protein kinase EFR. The transcript has 2 exons. Gene Ontology annotation, cellular component: plasma membrane. Bases 99 to 3389 code for a protein of 1096 amino acids. Gene Ontology annotation, biological process: protein phosphorylation. NCBI's taxonomy places the organism in Eukaryota, Viridiplantae, Streptophyta, Magnoliopsida, Ranunculales, Papaveraceae. Gene Ontology annotation, molecular function: protein kinase activity; ATP binding; protein binding. The record is from RefSeq and is a predicted model, not a curated record.